AGUCGGUCAGCCGGAAUGUUCCACAGCCCGGUGGAUGAUUGAAUUUUGAGUCUGACCGGUGCCUAGAUGAUCAUCGGCUAGUUUUAUGCUUAUCAUCGCGUCCCCAGUUUCGACCUUUCACGAUGUUUCAUCCCUCAGAAUGAUUAGGGUUAUGAUGUCCCGGUGACAGUCACCUGGCUGGUCAGUCAGCUGGCAUGCCGGAUGGAGGAUAAAGAACCGGUGCCACACGAUGAGAUGGCAACCCAGCAUUGUUCUUGCCACAUUUUCCAUCCUCUGUCUCGGCUUUGCCUUUCGGAAUGAUUGCACGACAUCCUCCCAGACUUACGCCAUCUGUGGGCGCACUGCUUCACAACCCUAUCGCCCAGCCAAGAAAUUUCACCAUCCGCCUGAACCAUGGCAAUCGAACCUGUGGUUCACGCGGAACCAAGCACCCCCUGCACCGGGCGCCGUUGCAGCAGGAGGAAUUCAUAAAUUAGACACUGGUAUUUUUGAUUUAUUCCUAUCAUACAGUUCUUGAUGGUAUCAUGCAAAAUCCGGUUAUAACGCCUUGUG
Messenger RNA from Aspergillus sclerotioniger CBS 115572, 552 nucleotides. RefSeq lists its product as uncharacterized. The record is from RefSeq and is a predicted model, not a curated record. Bases 230 to 517 code for a protein of 95 amino acids. The transcript has a single exon. Lineage: Eukaryota; Fungi; Ascomycota; Eurotiomycetes; Eurotiales; Aspergillaceae.